Messenger RNA from Tyto alba (common barn owl), 2089 nucleotides. RefSeq names its product transmembrane protein 121. Lineage: Eukaryota; Metazoa; Chordata; Aves; Strigiformes; Tytonidae. The record is from RefSeq and is a predicted model, not a curated record. The transcript is spliced from 2 exons. Bases 576 to 1565 code for a protein of 329 amino acids.
CCGCCGCCGCAGAGGCGAACCGGGCGAUGCCGCGCCGGGCCCGGGGCUGGGGAGCCGCCCGAGGACAGCCAGGCUAAAAAUAAUCCUUCGCCUCAUGCUGUGCAUGAAAAUAAAGGAGACUAAAAAGAGAGCGAUGCUGGAUCAUAGCAGUUAAGGACCUGCUUGGGUUAGAAGCAUAGAUCUGGACUUGCGUGCCUGGGGGGGGAGAAUAUAACCACUGCCACCGGCUGGAAAAAUCCCAUGGAAAAUAAGGCAUGUGCCCUUCACGGUGGCAGAGACUAACUGGCGUGAUGAGCUACUGGAAGAGGCAGUAGCAUCCCAAGUGCUUGAAGGCUGUCCAGCCUGCCCCACCAUAUCCCCACGUGCAGCCUAGGAGCUGGGUUUCAGCCAGCACGUGCCACCAGGAUGACCCGGCCAGGAGCCUCGGGAGCACUUCGGCUAGGAGCCUGCGGGUUUGGAACAAACCGGGCACGUAGGAUGGGAGAAGAGUCUGUGAAAACAUCCCCCCCACCCCUUCUUUCAGCCAUCCACACUUGCUGGGGAGAGCGGGGGCAGAAGGGGGCCCAAGGGUAGGGAUGGGGAAUCCCAGCAACUCCCUGAUGGCCCUGCCUGUUCCUCCAUGCAGGAUGGUUCCCCCGCCACCUGUCAGCAAGCCCCACGUGUGCCUCUCCACCGUGCUCAUCAUGACCAGCCUCGUCCUCAUGGACGCCUACCUGGUGGAACAGAGCCAGGGCUCCAGGAAACUGGGCAUCUGUGUCAUGGUGGCAGUGGGCGACGUGUGCUUCCUGCUGGUGCUCCGCUACGUGGCCAUCUGGGUCGGGGCGGAGGUAAAGACAGCUAAGCGGGGCUACGCCAUGAUCCUCUGGUUCCUGUACGUCUUCGUCUUGGAGAUCAAAGUCUACUUUGUAUACCAGAACUAUAAAGCUGACCGGAAAAGCCUGGACCUCAUAGCCCGCAAAGCACUCACCUUGCUGCUCUCCAUCUGCAUCCCAGCCCUCUACAUGUUGUUGGCGGCCACGGAGCACAUGGAGUACGUCAGGACAUUCAAGAAAAAAGAAGAUCUCCGCAACCGCCUCUUUUGGGUCAUUGUGGACAUGCUGGACGUGCUGGACAUCCAGGCCAACCUGUGGGAGCCCCAGAAGAAGGGGCUGCCACUCUGGGCUGAGGGCAUCAUGUUCUUCUACUGCUACAUCUUGCUCCUGGUCCUCCCUUGCGUGUCCCUCUGUGAGAUCAGCAUGCAAGGGAUCGGCAUUAUGCCUCACCGGAUGAUGCUGUACCCCAUGCUGAGCAUGCUCACCGUCAACAUCGCCACCCUCUUCAUCAGAGGCAGCAACAUGGUCUUCUUCAGGGACGCCCGGGUCUCCAGCAUCUUCAUGGGCAAGAACAUGCUGGCCAUUGGGCUGAAGGUCUGUACGUUUGUGCAGUACCAGCGGCACCGGCACCCCGUGCCCCUGGGGCUGGACCUGGCCCUGCAGCACAGCACCCAGGCCCAGCCCUCCCCGGGGCUGCGCGCGUCCCGGGACCAGCCCGCCUGCCCCGAGGAGCUGGCCCAGGACAACAGAUGACAAGCCAGCAGGAGCAGCAGCCUGGCUACCGCCACGCCUGGCUGGACCUGGAAGCUCGGGGCGGGCUGCUAAAGCCCCCCCACCCCGGACAGAGAGCAGCAACCCUGCUCCCGCCCUCCCUCCCUGGGCGAAGCUGCCCCUGCUCCCCGAGGAGGGGAGCUGCUCCUUCUCGGAGCAGCCCCUGUAAAGCCGCGGAGCAGUUCGGGACCCCAGCACCCCACUGAGGGAGAUGGGCAGAGGAGGCCAGGUUUGCCCGCUGUGUUUGGCUGGGGCCAGGCAGCCCCCCCCCCCCCCCCCCCCACAUACCCCAGGCUCAGCUGGGGGGCUGCAGAGGGACAGUACUGGUGUGGUUGGCCCUACCUCCCCCCUCGGUGCUUUGGCAGCAGCCUGCUCCCUGCUGCACGAGCCGGGGACCCCCUUCCCCGUCAUCCCUCUCAGCCAGCUGCAGGCCUGGGGUGCCCAGAGGGGGGGUCACCAUCCUUUUUCGUAUCUCCCUCUUUGCAAUAAAAGACCUGAGCCCUGCA